AUGGCGAACUACACAGCUAUCUCGAGCAGCCUCCAGCUUGAAGAACUGAUCCACGAGAACGAGUACACGCUCAUCGACUUCUGGGCCACAUGGUGUCCACCCUGCAAAGCCAUUGCGCCUUUCUUCGAGAAACUGGCAAAGGAGAAUGCGACGGAUAAGAAGCUAGCGUUCGUCAAGGUGGACGUUGAUGCGACCAAGGACGUUGCGCAGCAGUACAAAAUCUCCGCUAUGCCUACGUUUCUGCUGCUGAGAAAUGGGGUCGUUUGCAAGGCUGUGAGAGGCGCGGAUGCAAAGGCAAUCACAAAAUUGGUGACGUAUGCGCGGAAGAAGGGAAAUGGAGAGAAGACUACAGAUGAGGAAGAGGAGGAAUUUAGUCAAAUUGAAUUCGGAGGAGGCGCGUCGGGGUAA
This is a messenger RNA of Paraphaeosphaeria sporulosa, 408 nucleotides long. Its product is annotated as thioredoxin-domain-containing protein. The transcript has 2 exons. The record is from RefSeq and is a predicted model, not a curated record. NCBI's taxonomy places the organism in Eukaryota, Fungi, Ascomycota, Dothideomycetes, Pleosporales, Didymosphaeriaceae. The coding region runs from base 1 to 408 and encodes 135 amino acids.